UGCGGUACGGUAACACUGAGAAAGCCGUUUUGAUGAAAGAUUACAAUUGAAUUGCGAUGCAUUUAGCCAAAAUUGAACUGUAGCAGCCCCGCAAAACGAGAGAGAGCCAACGCAGAUCACCCGGAGCCACCCAACCACAUGGAUACCAAGUCCAAUGAUGACUCGGCUGGCAGUGACUCGCUGGACAAAUCUAUGCAAAUUAAGUGUGUGAUGGUGGAGACAACGGCGACGGGCGACGGAGACUCCACAGUCGGAGAUCUAGACAACUGCAGCAGGGAUUCCGCUGCGGAAUCGAUGGGCAAGGGAUCGGGAUCGAUGGAGGAAGCCGGGAAGCAGGCGGAUCACAAGACUGAAGCUGCAACGGGGACGCGGGGCGAGGGCGACAGUCCGCAGAGCAGCCAAUCCCCACCAGAACAUCCGGCCAGCAAAUCGCCCACGUCCCCAUGCACUGCCUUCGAGACGAAAGUCAAGCUUAUCUCACAGAACCUCAAGGAAACCACUCUGGCCGAGAGUACCGGCGCCUCAGUAUCAGCAUCCACAUCCACAUCUACACCCACACCCAAGUCCGCCUCCAGCAGCAGCAGCAUGCUGGAGUCGCAGCAGACACCCAACAAUUCCACCCCCGAUACAACAGACUCCGCCUCAUCGUCCGUCCGCGUGAAGAAGGUACGCUUCCAUCCGGAUGUCAAGGAGAACGACGGCGGCAACUGGAUGAAAAGAAAGCGGCGCUCCAUGCAGACCAAACGUACCUCCUCGCCCAGCGGCGCCAACUGUGAUGGCAUGGAGCUGGACGGCGAGGCCGAGGAGGAGUACGAGGACAAUGAUGACGAGGAGCAGGAGGAGACGGAGGAGGAGUUCGAUCUGGCCAAGACAAUCGCCGAGGCGGAGGAUUACCUCAAGCAGCACCCGUUGACGUUCGUGCAGCGCGUCGAACAGAACGGCGAGCGGCUGCAGGAUGGACUGCUCAGCAUCGAGGACAUGCUAAACGAAGUCGGCGAGGAGGUGGUCACCGAGUACAACGACGAGGACUUUUUCAGACGCAUCAAGCCCGAGAACGGCAUUGAACGCAUUCUGGGCAAGGAGACCAAGGCGGGAAAGGUUGAAUUCCUCUUGCGCUACGAAAACCAAGGCGGGCUCUUCUGGGAAUCGGAGGAGUUCAUCAAGCGUACGUGCCCCUCGCUGCUAAAGGCCUACGAAAAGAAUCGGGAACGACGUCAGCAGCGUUUGAUGCAUCACGUUGCCAAACGGCAGAGUCUGCGACAGCGAUACACGGAUUUCUAGUAGCGGUUACUUAGGUAUUAGGUUCAUAACUAGGUUCCACGUAAUUGUAACAUUUUUGUAAAAUGAAGUAAAUGAUUUUCUUUUGUUGAACAAAAAUAACUAAACAAA
Molecule: messenger RNA, 1389 nt
Organism: Drosophila santomea
Lineage: Eukaryota; Metazoa; Arthropoda; Insecta; Diptera; Drosophilidae
Exons: 3
Coding region: 139-1281 (380 amino acids)
Source: RefSeq, a predicted model, not a curated record